UUCUCAAUCCUACGGAAAAACCGAACAAAGACAAAAAAAAUGGAGGAAACCACCCUUCUAUCGUAGUUUCUCUUUCUUCUCUCUGUUUCUCUUAAGGGGUUAAAAUUUGGUGUAAAAAAAACAAGGCAAACCAUGUCUAGUUAUCAAGGUGUGCUUGUUUCUGAUCAAUGGCUUCAAAGCCAGUUCACUCAAGUCGAGCUACGAACCCUCAAAUCCAAGUUUUUCUCUGCGAGGACUCAACAAGGUCGUGUUACUCUGGCCGAGCUGCCACCAGUUUUGGCCAGUUUGAAAGCUUUCAGUGAAAUGUUCAGUGAGGAUGAGAUCAAGAUUAUCUUGGAAGAGGCACACAGUGACAUGGGUGAAGAUAUCGAUUUCGAGGCCUUUCUUCGGGCUUAUUUAACUUUGCAAGGUCGUGCAAUCGAAAAAUCAGGCAGUACUCGAUCUUCAUUUAUCAAGUCAACAACGACUACUUUUCACCAUGCUAUUAAUGAAUCUGAGAAGGCUUCUUAUGUGAAACAUAUCAAUAACUAUCUGGCAGAAGAUAAAUUCUUGAAAGAUUUUCUUCCAAUUAAUCCAGCCACAGACGCUUUAUUUGAGCUUGCUAAAGAUGGAGUUCUUCUUUGCAAGCUUAUCAACAUAGCUGUUCCCGGGACUAUAGACGAGCGAGCUAUUAACACAAAAAAGGUUCUCAAUCCCUGGGAGAGGAAUGAGAAUCAUACACUUUGCCUUAAUUCUGCAAAAGCUAUUGGUUGCACUGUGGUUAAUAUCGGCACACAAGACCUUGUCGAAGGAAGACCUCAUCUGGUACUUGGAUUGAUUUCUCAAAUUAUCAAGAUUCAACUACUAGCUGAUCUCAAUCUGAAGAAAACUCCACAACUUGUGGAACUGGUGGAUAGCAGCCAGGAGGUGGAGGAGCUUAUGAGUUUAGGACCUGAAAAGGUGUUACUGAAAUGGAUGAAUUUCCAUUUGAAGAAAGCUGGAUAUCAAAAGCAAGUUACAAACUUCUCUACAGAUUUGAAGGAUGGAGAGGUAUAUGCACAUCUGCUUAAUGCACUUGCUCCCGAACAUAGUACGCGUGAUACUUUGGAGACGGAGGAUCCAACAGAAAGAGCAAACAAAGUUCUUGAGAUAGCAGAAAAAUUGGAUUGCAAAAGAUAUCUCACUCCUACUGAUAUUGUUGAGGGUUCUGCAAAUCUCAAUCUUGCAUUUGUUGCACAAAUAUUCCAGCACAGGAAUGGCUUAUCAACCGACAGCAAGACGUCAACUUUUGCUGAGAUGAUGACUGAUGAUCCAGAAACAUCACGCGAGGAGAGAUGCUUCCGCUUUUGGAUGAACAGUCUUGGUAUUGAUUCGCAUGUCAACAAUGUUUAUGAAGAUGUCAAAAACGGAUGGUCUCUGUUGGAGGUUAUGGAGAAAAUAUACCCUGGAUCGGUUAACUGGAAGCUUGCGAAUAAGCCUCCUAUAAAGAUGCCAUUUAAACAGGUAGAGAAUUGCAAUCAAAUAGUACAGAUUGGCAAGGAGUUGAACUUAUCACUCGUCAAUGUAGCUGGCAACGAUAUUGUGGCCGGAAACAAGAAACUUAUACUAGCAUUUCUGUGGCAACUGAUGAGGUUUUCUAUGCUACAACUCCUUAAAAACUUGAGAGCUAAAGAAAUUACGGAUGCCGACAUUCUGAACUGGGCUAACAGAACAGUAAAUCAGGCAGGUCGAAAAUCUCAAAUGGAGAGCUUCAAGGAUAAAAGCCUUUCGACUGGCAUAUUCUUCCUCGAGCUUCUUAGUGCAGUGGAACCGAGGGUCGUUAACUGGGGUCUGGUUACCAAGGGAAGAAAUGAUGAAGAAAAGAAGAUGAAUGCAACUUAUAUAAUCAGUGUCGCGCGGAAACUUGGAUGUUCCAUUUUCUUGUUACCUGAGGAUGUUAUGCAGGUGAACCAGAAAAUGAUGCUUACUUUGACUGCCAGCAUCAUGUACUGGAGCCUACAGAAGCAGGUAGCAGCAGGAAAUGAAAAAGUUUUGGAUGAUUUAUCUGAGACACCGCCGCCGGAAGGCGAGGUGACAGCACCCUCUGGUGAAAUGUCUGAUUUGGCUGUUGAUGACUCGGUUUCAGAAUCUCCAACAGCAGAAGAAUAGGAUGGUGAUGAAAAAUAACUAUAGGGAGGUUUCUAAUUCUCUUCCCUUACUCUUUUGCUCGAAAGAACCGAAACCAGAGG
Messenger RNA from Hibiscus syriacus, 2207 nucleotides. Its product is annotated as fimbrin-5-like. The transcript has 15 exons. Gene Ontology annotation, cellular component: cytoplasm; actin filament bundle; actin filament. Lineage: Eukaryota; Viridiplantae; Streptophyta; Magnoliopsida; Malvales; Malvaceae. The record is from RefSeq and is a predicted model, not a curated record. Gene Ontology annotation, molecular function: actin filament binding. Gene Ontology annotation, biological process: actin filament bundle assembly; actin filament network formation. The coding region runs from base 133 to 2127 and encodes 664 amino acids.